CAAGGUGUAACCAGGUACUUGAUAAUGUACUAUAUAAUAGGUCUUCAAAACGUCAUGCUAUAAAUGUGAAUAUUUUUUAUAGUUUUCAGCCGUCACUCGACAACUAGGAAAUAUAUUUGACCGCGGACUACAUGGCAGUAAACGGUGCCACUGAGGAAAGUCAAGAGUCUGGGCAAGCCUCUGUUGAGACUAAACAGAAAAAUUGCUUUUCAAUAUUUGUAGCGAGGAGUCCUGAAAAAUUCCCACUACAAGAAAAGACUAUGCAUACCAUUUCUGAAAGCAUGACAGAAUUUAAACCAUUUUUGAAAUAUUUAACAAAAUGCGAUAAUUGUCUUCUUCUGGCACGGCAGGGUCUGUCAAAAAUCCAUGAAAUUAAAGUUCAUGAUCUUUUUAUAUUAACAACCUUUAAAGACUUUACCUCAUCUGACGAUAGUUCAAACAACACAGCAUCUUUUGUUGAUCCUUGCGACUGUUUCAAUUGUAACUUAAUAUUAAGAAGGAUAUUAAAUUCAGCAAGCGCUGAUCAAUGGAUAUUCUUUGGAAAAUGUGGUGGGAUUACUUUUGUAUCGAUAGCUAAUGGGAAAACCAGUAUUCCUGGCGAAGAUUUUAACAAGCUUGAAACAAUUGUAGGGCAACUUAUAAAAUUAAAUAACGAUAUAAUGAAUAUAAUCAAUGCUCGUGUCCCUCUGGGUGAGUCAGACAAGAAGGACACCAUGGCUAGCAAAACUCGUAUCAUCAGCCAGGGAGACUUUCUAAUUGAAAUGAACGAGAUGGUUUUUCAAAAGCGAAGGUUAUUAAAAGCUCUCAAUACUUUGGUUCAAAAGUUUUCUAGAAUUCGCGAGGUUUUUGACGAUGACCAGAACCCAGCUAAUCAGUCUAAGGAUGGUCAGUCGUCAGUUGUACCAGUCAAUGCACAUGAAAUUAGUUCUGGAAGUGCCGUCCAGACUGUGAGUUCUAUUCCUCUACAGACUCUGUUGCAAUGCAUUGUAACGCGAAUGACUGUUUCAAGCUGGGAAGAACUGAGGCGUUAUGUUGGUCGGGUUAUUCCUUUAAGAGUUCUUAGAGACAUUCCAAACGGCAUCGAGUUUUUCAAAGAAUUAGAGAAUCGAGAUUUGAUAAGAAUUGGAAAUACUGAGUACAUUAGAAUUGGACUUUACGAGAUUGAACGUGUUGAUCUCGUACACUUACUGGACUGUAUUCAGGAAGGUGACUAUAGGUUACUUCAGGCAGAAACUCCAGCAGUCAGGCAAAACUUGGAACAGAGUCAAAGGAAUCGUAGCAGCGAGGAUCGUGGUGGAAAUUUGGGAACCAGUUCCCAGCCUCCUGUGAUUCAAAAUCUGACUGCAGACGCGGAAAAAAAUGACAACACUGCUGACCAGGAUGGAUUGUGGUCUAUUUCUGGACAUGAAAUUCAAGAUAACCCUUUACAAAGGAAGUACCGUAAUGUACCUCAUCGUACUACAACAUCCCCGGCUCACCCUGUACAAGAGGACAGGGAAGCGGGCUCCUCCACUGAUUCUGGUCAACAACCUCCAGAGACUGGGACGGGGAAUGUUGUGGAAGAUAACCAGGAACAAAUCUCUCCUAACAUAUCUAACGACGAUAAAAAUACAUCGGAUCAAACUACAAAUACAGACCCUGCGUUAACCCAGGAAGGAGAUCCCAGGGGCGAGUUUACAUCGCGGAGUUCAAAUUCAGAGGGGGCACACUCAAGCGCACAAAAUACACUCACCCAGGGGGAAAAUGAGGGUGUUACACUUCCCCAGGGUGAAGAUGUUGAAGACAGUAGAGAGUGGGUGGAAAACAGGGAGUAUCCCUGUGAUCAUUAUGAUCGAUAUUGUACAGUUCAGUUUGCAUGUUGUAAUCGUUUCUGGCCUUGUCAUCGCUGUCAUAAUUCUCAGAGUCAGUGCAGUGAAAGAAAACUUAAAUCUCGUGAUAUAAAGAAAUUAAAAUGCCGUCGUUGUGGUCGAGUACAAGAUUUUCCAAAAGACUCGCCUCGUUGUGUUGAAUGUAACCUAAAAUUUGCAGAGUAUUUCUGCCCGAUAUGCCAGCAUCUGACUGGAAAACAGAAUCACCCGUUUCAUUGUACCAAAUGUGGGAUUUGUAGGGUACACGGUGAUCGUUCAUUCCAUUGUGAUAUCUGUGGUGUGUGUUUGGAUGUCAAUCUCAGAGGAAAUCACAGAUGUCGUGAAGGUUCUGCUCACGAUGAAUGUUGCGUGUGUUUUGAAGAUGCGUUUACAGGAUGUCAGAUACUACCAUGUUCCCACAAAGUGCACAAGGAAUGCGCAAAUCAGAUGGUGCGAAACGGACAAACACAAUGCCCAAUAUGCCGAACAAGUUUUGCAGAUAAAGGGGAGAAGAAAUGAAAUCAAACAUUAAAAUGUUCUAUUAAUUAUGCCAAGGCCUAGUGGAUGAUAAAUCAUCGAAAAGUAGAUGCUUGAAAUUGAGUGCAGCUCUGCAAGAAUAUGAAAAAAGUG
Dendronephthya gigantea is the source of this 2477-nucleotide messenger RNA. RefSeq lists its product as uncharacterized. Gene Ontology annotation, molecular function: ubiquitin protein ligase activity; protein binding; zinc ion binding. The coding region runs from base 132 to 2366 and encodes 744 amino acids. The transcript is spliced from 5 exons. Gene Ontology annotation, biological process: ubiquitin-dependent protein catabolic process; regulation of apoptotic process; protein ubiquitination. Lineage: Eukaryota; Metazoa; Cnidaria; Anthozoa; Malacalcyonacea; Nephtheidae. Gene Ontology annotation, cellular component: nucleus. The record is from RefSeq and is a predicted model, not a curated record.